Messenger RNA from Camarhynchus parvulus, 1522 nucleotides. It is a transcript of the gene BORCS6, whose product is annotated as BLOC-1 related complex subunit 6. The record is from RefSeq and is a predicted model, not a curated record. Bases 1 to 873 code for a protein of 290 amino acids. Gene Ontology annotation, cellular component: BORC complex. Gene Ontology annotation, biological process: lysosome localization. NCBI's taxonomy places the organism in Eukaryota, Metazoa, Chordata, Aves, Passeriformes, Thraupidae. The transcript is spliced from 3 exons.
AUGGUAGGACUGGUGGCGCAACCAGAGUCGCCGCUAGGAGAACAUGGCGGGGGAGUGAGGCGAGCCACCAGCAGCUCCCCGGUGUUGUUACCCGGUACGUCCCGCCCACUUCCGCCCCCGCGCCAACCGCCUUGCGCGGACGGCGCCAGCAUCGCCCCUCUCUGCCCCCCCCCGCCAAUCGCGGCGGAGCAGCGGCCUCGCUGCCUUGGCUCCAGCCAAUCGAAAGCGACACAAACACUCCAGGCGGUGGCAGCGAGUGGGCACGCGUCGCUCGCCAUGGAGGAGCCGGGCCCGGCCGCGGCGCUGCCGGAGGGGCGGGGGCGGGACGAGCGGAGCUUGGAGGCGCUCAGCCUGGCUGGCGGUGGAGGGGCGGCGGUGGCGGGGCGGCAGCUAUCGGAGGGGCGGCGGGCGACGCUGGCGAGCGCCCUGGAACUGGAGGGAACGGUGCUGCGCGAAGGGCGCCUCACCCAGUUCGUAGCCAACAACCUGGAGCGGCGGAUCCGGCUGAGCGGCGCCCCGCGGGGCGAGCCUCCGGCGGGGGGCGGCGGGUCCUCCAUCCCCGCCAUCGACCCCGGGGCGCUGCAGGACGUGGUGGCCCUGGCUGGGCAGGUGGCGGCGCAGGUGGACGAGCUGCUGCGGAACGUGCACUGCGGGCUGCAGGCGCUGACGGCGCUCAGUGUCGGCUGCAUCCAGACCUACCGCGACGGCGUGGAGAGCCUGGGUGAGGCGGCCGACCUCAGCAUCCGCGCCAUGUACGCGCUGGUGGCGCGCUGCGAGGAGCUGGACCGCGCCAUGCAGCCCGUGCCCGCCCUGGCCAAGCGCAUCCGUGACAUGAAGGGCACGCUGGAGCGACUGGAGGGGCUCUGCAAGUAGCUGCUCCCGCCGCCUCUCCUCCCGUGCAGGCGGCGAGGACCUGGGGCUGCUGCUGUCUCGUUCCGGUGGCCCCACCGCUCACGGCGUCCGCAGCUCCCACCUGCACAUCCUCGUUCGCUCUCCCUGUGCGUGACUUGCCGGCAGCAGUGGCCAGAUCGCCUGUGUUGAUCUGGACGAAGGGAAAUUUUUGCGACUGACGAAGGAAAAAGUCCCGGUUGAAAACCGCGGGGUAUAUGGCAGAUGGUGCUUUUUAGCUUUAGCUCCAUUAAAGAAUUUGGAUUCCACAUGCCUUACGCUUUCUAUUUAUUGAGGGCUAAGAGAAACUAACGAGUAUUAGUUAAAAGUAGAUUUUUGUUUAAAUCAAAUUCAAAAUUCUUGUGAGUACCUGCUUGAUGCUUACAGGCAUCUGUGCUUAUUUGUAGUUGAUUUGGAGCCUGAAGAGUAAUUCUCACCUAUGUUUUUAUAGCAAAUAAACUCCCUGAACACCACUCUUGCUUACAGGACACAGUUUUAAGAUAAGAGUAAGUUUAAUACAAACAGCAAAGACACUUGUUUUCUGAGAAGAAUAUAAAAUCCAUGGAAGAUAAUUGAGAUUCAGAUAAGAACAAAUCAUAAGCAAAGUUCGAAAUAAAAGCUUUCAGAUGAAAUG